Molecule: messenger RNA, 1887 nt
Organism: Coffea eugenioides
Lineage: Eukaryota; Viridiplantae; Streptophyta; Magnoliopsida; Gentianales; Rubiaceae
Exons: 2
Coding region: 1-1887 (628 amino acids)
Source: RefSeq, a predicted model, not a curated record
AUGGUCCUGGCGGCUAAGCUGCGGAGUGUCAAGGCAGCGUUACGCACUUGGUCUCACAAGGUAUUUGGCAAUAUCUUUGACUCGGUGAAGGUGGCGGAAGACCGUGCGCUCAAUGCUAAGUUGAGCUAUGAUACUGAUCCAUUUGAGGCCAAUCUAGUGGCGUUACGUGAGGCUCAAGAUCAACUUUGGAGGUCGCAGGGGGUUGAGCAUAUGUUUUGGCAACAAAAAUCGAGGAUUAAGUGGUUAAAGGAUGGAGAUAGGAACUCGAGGUAUUUCCACUCUGUGGUGGCAAAGCACCGCCAAAGGUCGGUAAUUCAUCGUAUUAAGUCAUCCGAUAGGGAGUGGCUGGAGUCUGCGGCUGAUAUUGAAGGUGAGGCCACAACCUUUUUUAGACGCUUGUUCACGGCAGAGUCCCCUAGUGAGUCUUUUGACGCUCUUGAUGUUAUACCGAAAUUAAUUACGUCCCAGGAUAAUGCCAUGUUGGAGGAGGUCCCGUCUAAGGAAGAGGUUAAAUCAGUGGUUUUUGCUAUGGAUGGUGAGAGUGCGGCUGGCCCAGAUGGUUUCUCGGGUAAGUUUUUUACAUGUGCAUGGGAUAUUGUGGCAGAGGAUGUCCACGCGGCUGUGGUAUGUUUUUUCUGUGGGGAGGUGCUGCCCAGGAGUAUCUUUUCUACCUCAAUAGUGUUGAUUUCGAAGGUCCAGCCUCCUCAGGAUUUUACCCAAUUCCGUCCGAUUAGCUUGUGUAACUUUAUCAAUAAGGUGAUCUCCAAGCUCUUGUCGGAUAGACUAGCACGGAUUUUGUCUAAGAUUAUUUCGCCUCAGCAGAGUGGCUUUGUAAAAGGAAGGCAUAUGUCUGAUAAUUUUCUGCUGGCUCAGGAACUUCUCUCUGGAAUUCGGCAUUCUCAUCGGGGAGGGAAUGUGGUGUUGAAGUUGGACAUGGCCAAGGCGUACGAUCAUGUCUCAUGGCUCUUUUUGUUGCAAGUGCUGCGUCGAUUUGGUUUCGCGGAGAGUGGGGUUAAGAGUACUUUGCAACAGGUUAUGAGGGUACUGGAAACGUAUUAUGGUACGUCUGGGCAACAGAUUAACUGUCAAAAGAGCUGCUUUAUUGUUGACGAUGCCUUGAGCUCCUCUCGUAGACGUGUGGUGUCACAAAUUUCUGGCUUUCAUGCCAAGUUACUCCCGCUUAAAUAUCUUGGCUGUACUCUCUAUUCUAGGCGAAGUAAAAGUAGCCACUUCUCGGAGAUCUGCACAUCAGUUGCAAGUAGAGUUUUGACGUGGAAGGAGAAGCUAUUGUCUCCUAGAGGGCGUUUGGUCUUAAUCAGUAGUGUCGUAUCCUCUAUGCCUCUUCACAUCCUUGCUGCUUCGGCUCCGCCAAAGGGUGUGAUGCGUGCCCUUGAGAAGGUAUUUGCGAAUUUCCUUUGGGGGAGGUCGGAGGGGGGCAAUCGUUACCAUUGGAUUGGAUGGGAGUCGCUGUGCAAACCAUCUAUUGAAGGGGGGGUCGGUGUGCGGGCCUUGGCGGAUGUGUUUGAUUCGUUUUCAGUGAAGUUAUGGUGGUCUCUCAGGCAACGUAAGUCCCUCUGGGCAGAAUUUAUGCAUUCGAAAUAUCUAUAUGGUUUACAUGCGUGUGAAGCGGAAUUUCAGCUUUCUCAAUCACCCACUUGGAGGAGGUUGGUCAGGUGCCAUACUUUGGCAGAGUCUUAUAUCCAGUGGGUGUUACAGAACGGAAUGGUUGAUUUCUGGCAUGAGAACUGGAUAGGUGCAGGGUCGUUAUGUCAACGGGUUGAGAUUUUUGGUGAUCAUUCAGUGGCGGACUUUGUCUUCAAUGGGAGCUGGAACCUAUCAAUGCUUCGUCAGUGGCUGCCGGACAGUAUUAUUGCUAUGAUUGUGUAG